This is a messenger RNA of Postia placenta MAD-698-R-SB12, 960 nucleotides long. RefSeq lists its product as hypothetical. The record is from RefSeq and is a predicted model, not a curated record. NCBI's taxonomy places the organism in Eukaryota, Fungi, Basidiomycota, Agaricomycetes, Polyporales, Adustoporiaceae. The transcript is spliced from 8 exons. Gene Ontology annotation, biological process: developmental process. The coding region runs from base 1 to 960 and encodes 319 amino acids.
AUGUCGACUGAGAAAAAGGCAGAGCAGCAGCUGCCAGAGACACCUGAACGUCCGUACGCUAUCGUGCGCAUUAAGCGCAAGCGGAACGAGGAGCCUCUCGAUGGCCUUGUUGUCGAUCCCGAAGCUGUCCCGAGCCGGAAACGGUCUCGUGGCGCGCUCAACUUCUUCAAGUUUGCCGAAACAGCCCGUCUGAGCACGUUAGCAAGAGAGUCGCCGAAAAAGGAGAUCCUACGCACUUCGGUCUCAGCCCCAGCAGUGGUAGAACAAGCAGUCUCUCCAGCAGUAUCAACUCCCCGCCCACAAAUUGACGAUCCUAACCGCCGGUACACUAUCGUCAAGCGAGAGAGACCUGGCACCGAGCGCGUUCAACGUCGAGUACCCACAGCACCGCCAAAGGUAUGGUCGACAAAAGAGCUACAGGCCUUGCGCGAGUCGCAAUCCAGCUUCGCAAUGUACGACGCUAUACCAUCCUCUUCCGCACUGUCUUCAAAAUCCGAAAUCGAUCCUGAGGUAGCAAAGUUCUUACCCCUGCUGCGAGAUUACCUGAAGCUGGAUGAUCCGAGCAUGGCGACGCCUCCGGGCUCCAUGUCAACUUUAUCCAGCAGCCCCAGCGUGACUCACACAAUAGAUGACAGCGACUACGUAUAUGACGUCUUCUACCAGCGCCUGACAACUCUUGCCGAGUUGUACGAACCUGGAAUGCCUGUGUGGAACAUUGGGACAUUAACUGAAAUACCUGAAGAACUCAUGCUGUAUGAUUCGGAUGAUGAUUCAGAAGUAUACGACACAGACGACGAGGAUUCAAAUGCCGAGGAUUUCUACAAGAAUGAUUACCCAGAUGGUGAACCGGACGAGAUGUCGGACGGGAGCGAAGGAAGCGGGGAUCCAGACGUCUUCCACGAAGAUUCAGACUAUGACGACAUGAUCCACGGGGAUACUUCAGACCACGAAUGGCGAUGA